Cinara cedri is the source of this 11177-nucleotide messenger RNA. Lineage: Eukaryota; Metazoa; Arthropoda; Insecta; Hemiptera; Aphididae. The record is from the annotation of a GenBank genome assembly.
GAUCGGUACUCCCGAGACGAUUCGCGGUCAGGUUUUAGGUAUAUUGAAGAUUUCUUGUUCUUUGUUUUUCGGGUUUAUUUAUACAGUUGCCGUUUAAAAUGUGCGACGACGACACGGCCAUCCCUGCGGAUCACGAAAAGGACUUGGCAUUUGGGACGAAACUUAUACACUCCGGAAACCAUCCCGAUGAAUGGACUUAUAAAGACGUCAUCCCGCCGAUAUCGUUGAGCACGAUAUACAAUGCCGAGUCGCCCGGAGUCAUACAAGUAAAUAAAACAAACAAUAUAAGCAAAUCGAAGAAAUAAUAACAUAUCCGUAGAAGUUAAUAACGCGCGAAGGUAUACGUUCAUUUUUGAAAAUAUUUCACCUUUCCUCGAACGUGAUUAUUUGAAAAAAAAAAUGUUCUCCCUGUAAACGAUUUUUAAAUCGGAAAUCCUAGUUUCAUCAAAAAACAACAGGAUACCUUAAUUUUUUAACGUUUUUGUGAAUUGGAGAAGACGUUUUUUUUUAAUUUUAGUAUAGUUUUUUUAAUAAUUAGAAAAAAAAACGGAAAUGUUUACGGAUUCGUGUACUUUUCAGAAGUUGGGAAGGUAGGAUACAUAAAGUUAUUUAUUAGUUUACAUCUGUAAGCAACGAUAAUCCACUUUUAAUGAAAAAUGAUUCUGAAUUAAGUUCGAUUAUACAUAUAGGGAUGAUUUUCGUCAACAUUUUAUUCAAAACACUUAUACACAAAAAAAAUUACUAUACAGUACACGGUACAUUUUUUAUUUGACCACUAAACACAACUUAUAAUAAACCUCGUGGUAAAUUUUUAAAUAUUUCUAUUAGGUUAAAUUUUAUUCAUGUAUAGUACUGCUGAAGAAAAACUACGCUAAAAAAUCCGCUAAUAUAAAUUGCCUAUGAAUACCUCAAAAAUGAUUUCAGAAUAUUUUGAAAAUUGUAGGUAGUUACACCAAUUAUAUUAAAAAUGCAAUAAAAAAUGUCUAUACUCGGUUUUUUAUUGGAGAAACAAUUCUGGUAGGAAAUAUAAAGCCUAACAAUUGAAAAUAAUGAAGACGUAAAACUCCGUAAAUUUAUCAUUUUUUCAUUUUUCUCCUUUUUCCAGUUUUCCCUAUUAUUUAAUAAUUAUCAUAACAAUAAUUAAAAAUCUGGGAAAAUCAAAAAAAUUAUUUAUUUUCUCAGGAACUAAGGCAAAAAUUCAACAUAAAUGUUCUCUUGGCAUUUUUUGAUUAAAGCAGUAUUUCUGUUAGAUGUUUUUUUGGGGAGGUCCAAACAUAAAAUUUAUCACUAACUACCAAUAGUUGUACCAAUAAUCUGAUUAUUUGGUAAGAAGCUCACAUUCGGGAGGGGGUGGGGCUAUGUGCCUGACACUUGUUACAUUAAAUGUUGUAUUAGGAAGUUUGGAAACAGGUGGAAAUUUAAUAUAUAUCUGUAAGCAACGAUAAAACAUUGCUAACGAAAAAACGAUUCUGAGCGGAGUUCAGCUGAUAUGAUGAUUAUAUACUCAACAAUAUAUAUGCCAUAUUAUGGUAAAAUGAUUACAAAAAUGUGCGUUUCCAUGACAAAAAUUAUUGUUUAAAAAAGAUUAAAAUAAUAAAAACUUAAUAACAACAAAAAAUAAAUAAUAAAAGUUUUUUUUUUAAUUUAUAUUUAAUACAAUUUAAUAUUUGUUACUAGCAAUAAAUAAUAAUAAGUAAAAAUGAUGAAUGAAUUUAUGGCUUUAAAAAAUAAUAGAUUAAAGUAAAUAAUAAAAGUAAAAACAAAAUUAUUUAAAUGGUUAAUACUCGUAAAUAAAUAAAGUAAAUAAAUAUAUGAAUAAAAAAUGUAUUUAUAAAAAUAAAAUAAAUAAACAAAUCAAUGCGUCGCCUGGGGUACGCGUAUAUUAUAUGACCGGUUUUGAAUUAAAAAUUCAUCUUCAGAUAUAUCACACUCAAAAUGUAAAACGAGACUGAAUAUAAAAAAUUAAAUGAAGGAAUACAUAGAAAAAUAAAAAAGAGCUGAUACUGGGCACGGGUGCAGCCACUGUUGUAGGUGGGAAGUUGGGAAAAUAGGAUACAUAAGGUUAUUUCAUUUAUAUCUGUAAGCAACGAUAAACCAUUGCUGACGAAAGACGAUUCCGAGCGCAGUAUGGUCCUAUAUAAUUUGAAGUGCCGUAAUUCUUUUUGCGAUUUUCGUUUAAAUUUGAUUUCAAAACACUUACUAAAAAAAAAAAUUCAAUAAAAAUAUGGUCUCUGAUCGUUUUUCAAUUGAAGCCACAUUUGUGCUAGAAAACGUGGUAGGUACUUAUUUAUAUUAACGAAAUUGUAAAAAAACCGAAUUUUUUUUCCCGGUUUAUCGUUUUUAUUUUAAAUACCGUUUCGAAAAUCAAAAAACGAAGGAAAAAAAUAAACAGUAUUGUAAAACCAAUAAAAAUUAAAUAAAUUACAUUUAAUAUCAUUGGAAUAUUAUAAUAAUUGUUAAUUACAUUAUAUUGUUAUGUUCCCAACUACAGUAAACCGAGUGUGACUAUUAUCUAUUGAGUUGAUGUAAUGAUUAUGGUUUUGUCGUGCAGUUUUCGAACUAUCGUGUAACGAUGUAAUUUGUAUUGAUAAUGCGGGCUAUUAUUAUUGUUUCUAAAUUCACUGUCUUCGGGAAAAUAUUCCGUUUAAUAUAAACAAUAAUUAUACUUGUUAAAGUAUCUUAAAAAAUUGACCUAUUAUUCGAAUCUAAUGUUAACAAAAAAAGGCAUUUCCAUUUAAAAAAAUGUAAGUUUUUAUUGUGUGUCACGCGCGAACCACAGGUUAACAUUUUAGUUCCUGAGUGUAGCGAAGAAUGUAUUGGUUUUACAACGAUGUUUAUUUAUUUAUUUUUUAUUCUAUGAAAAUAAUGUCUGCCAAAAUUCUUGUUCCAAUAUGUAUGUGUGGCACCAUUUCCGAAAGAAAAUAUUGUCUAUAGGUCAGUGGUUCCCAACCUUUUUGUUUUGGCGACCCACACAUUUACUCGUUUUUUGAGAAUGCGACUCCCCAUUAAAAACAAAAAAAGUAAUAAUAAAAUCAAGUAGGCCGCAAUGACUUAAUACAUAAUAGUUAAUAAUAUUAACAAUAAAAAUAGCUACAUUAAGAACGUCGUUCGUUUUAAUUCAGUAGUGAUUUUGUUUGAUACAAGUCACCGCUGCUUUUUGCAAUCCAAAAUACCUCCAAUUAAGGUUAUAACUUCCAUUGUCCUCUUGGAUAAUUUUUAUAAGAAUUUUAAUAUCAAAUUUUGAAUCGUUUUCGUAAAAACUAUGUGGAAAAAAUCUAGUUACUAGUACACACAAAUUGUUUCAAUGUAAUACCAUAAUAAUAAUACAAUAUAAUACUAAUUUUAAUCCAUCGAGUCUAUCCGGUUGAAAUAUUUAGUGUUACUGAAUUUACGGAUCUUUUAUAUACAAGUUGCCUUUUGCCUAGGCAAAAAAGCAAAAUUUUGAAGAGUUUUCAGGAACAAAAAAAAACAAUUUUAAAUUAUAAUAUUUGAUGAAUGUUUAUGACAUUUAUUAAAAAUCGUAUACUAUUUUUAUCUGAAAUAAUAAUUAUUAUAGAUAUAUUGAAAUUAUGUUAAUCAUAAUACAUUACAUAAUUAUAAUACAAUUUAUUAUUGUUUUAGAUAUUUGAUAAUCAGAAAUUCAAAGACCACAAUAUAGUACAUAACAAUUUUAUCCUUUGACUUGGUCUAAAAUAUAGAAAUCAAAACAACUGUAUGUGACUACAGUAUAUGAUGUCAACACCAAUAUUGCCGUUUAUACCAGUGAAUCUGUGCCCCCCUCCCAUAUAAUGUCACCAAUUUGACGACCAUUUAAUUAUGUUACGUGCCUUUAAAAAUAUAUUUAGUUCUAUUAUAUGAUUAUAAAGUACCUACAAAUAACUAGCUUUACGAUUAUAAACAUUAACACGAUUAAUCAAGAUAAAAAACAAUUAUGAAAUUAAAAAUACUGUUUCAUACCACUAAUUCCUAUCGUUUACGGCUGUAUCUACCUUUAGCUAUUGACGCAAUCGACAGAAGUCUAACCUGUCACUUACAACUUAACGUUGUCAACAAAUUCAACACUUGGCGUUUACGAAAAUGGCAUUUGUGGAAAAAAAAACAGUUAAUUUGUAAAUUGUAAUGCGAAACUAAUAAAACUGAAUUUUUAAUAAUUAUAAAUUGAUCGGAUAAAGUUUCGCUUGCGUCCUUUCGUCUAUUAAGGCUUGAUAUAUAUAUACGUUAAAACUUCUAAUUUUACGGCAAACUCAUAAAUCGUUUUAUCGCGAUGUAAUAACAAUAUUUUUCAGAAUUACGAGUAUACGAGAUGUGGCAAUCCCAUUCGUUCGGUUUUAGAAAAAUGCUUAAUGGCCAUGGAUAACGCUAAGUACGCUUUGGUCUAUAGUAGCGGCAUGUCGGCCACCAUGUCCAUGGUGAGUAUGUUGGCACCUGGCGACCAUAUACUAUGCAGUUCUGACGUGUAUGGCGGCACCUACCGACUGCUCAGUAUAAUCGCCAAACAGGCGGGUAUCCUGUUCGACUUUAUAGAUUUUAUAAACACAGAAAAUAUCGUACAAAACAUAAAACCCAACACAAAGGUUAGUAUAUGAAAUAACUGUAAAUAGAUUAAAAAUACACCUAUAUGAUAUUUUAAAAUUUAAAGAAUAAUUUCAGACUGCAAACAUUUUUUAAAAUACCAUUUUGAUUUCAGUUGGUGUGGUUCGAGAGUUUGUCGAAUCCUUUGAUGCGCGUGCUGGACGUAAAAAAAGUAUCAGAUGUUGUUCAUCGAAUACGAACUGACAUUUUAGUGGCCGUUGAUAAUUCGUUUAUCACUCCUUAUUUUCAGGUGAAUGCGGAUAUAUAUUAAAUUGAGGUCAUAAAUUAUUAGAAAACGAUUUUAUACAGUUUUUAAACAUUUCAUAAAACGUUAUUUUCGUGGGUGGCAUUUAUAGUUUUUCUAAACCGAUUUAUAAAUUUAAAAAAAUGUAUCGAAGAAAAUUAUAUUUUUGAAACAUUGGCAUUUCAGUUCAAUACAAUUAUAUUGUAUAACAAAAAAUGACGUUUACUUUAAUGUAUGGAUGUAUCGAUAAUUUUUUAAUAAUACACCUAGCAUUAUAGUUCUAAAAUUACUUGUCGAUUAUCCGUUGGUCCGUCAUCUGUUAACAUCACGUUUGAGAGAAAAAUAAUUUUUUGGCCAAUAUUUAGUCUUUUUGCUGGACAAUAUGAUAGGUUGUUUUGCUUUAAAUACAAUGUUUAAAACAUAUAAAAUGAAAAUGUACACCAAUUCUAUAAACAGCUUUUUUAACGCGACAAUACUCAUGAGCAAUGACUCAAACAGAAAUUUUUCAAUAGGAACCAUGGCCAAGAUAAGGGCACUCCCUUGGUUAAGCCACUGCUGAGCACGAUUCUAUUUCAAGUGUUAGAAAGUUAUAUGUAGUUAGUUAUUACUAAUUAGGUUAAAUAUCAUAAAAUUAAGUGUCAUAGUAAUCAAAAUAUGUUAUGCAAAUUAUUUCUCAGAAAAAUAAUCUAAAACAAAAACCUAAAUUGAAUUAAAAUAAAAUUACCUUUUGGAGGAAGAGUUUUGUAAUACCUAUUUUUAAAAGGAAAGGAGAUGUACAAGUGUAUGGAAACUAUAGAAAAAUAAAAUUGACGAGUCAUAGUAUCGUAGUAGUCGUAGUAAAAGAUAUGAGCAAAAAUUAUAGAAAAGAGAAUUAGAAGUGAGACAUCAAUAUCAAAGAACUAGUUUGGCUUUAUCAGUUUUAUGUCAGGAAAAUUGACGAUUUGUUUUGUGAGAAGUAUAGAUAAAAGGAGAAAAACCAAGGUAUGGUUUUUAUUUAUGUAUAUAAACUGAACCAGCCCAAUUACAAAGACUUGCCAUAAUAAAUAAAAUAAAAUAUUUAAUAACACAUGAACAAAUACAUUAAACAACUUGAGCUUCUAUUGAGCUUCUGAAGCACUAGCGUGUAGUCAUGCGACGGAUAAGCAGUCCCCCGGACAAAAGCCACAUACUUCAGAAACUUACGCUGCAAACGCUCAAUUUUGUAUUGGUCACUUAUUGUAUUAGGACUCCAUACUAUUACGCCAUAUUGAUAGAAUAUAAAAAAAAUCAACAGAUUUAUGACAUCGAGUAAACGUCAUUGGCACAUGCUACUUUGAAAUAUUAAGCUUCAGUCCGAUUCCAUUGGCCCAAGCAGGGCUUGAUGCUGAAAAAAAAAUUUCGAUUUUGUUAAUCGGUUUUUAAUUUUUUCGAAUUUGAUUUCAAUUCUGGAAAUCGGUUUUUUUUAACGAUUCUGGUUUCAAUUUUGAAAAUCAGCUUUAUUUUUUUCAAUUUACCCGAUUUUUAGAGUUAGAUUCAAAAGCAUUAGAAGAGUAAGAUUUUUCACUUGAAAAAUUAUUAAUAUUUUCAUGUUGUUUUUCCUCUAACGUUUCUUAAGUUCUAAUAUUAUUAACAUUAGAAAGCUGAAAAAUAUUUUAAAAGUACAUAAAUUGGCAUAAUGAAAUAAAGUUAUGAGAACACUAAUUUUAUUUUAAUUUUCAUUAAUUGUCUUCAUUCCUUGUGAUAUCCACAGUGUGAAAAUAUAUAAAUACAUAAUUGGUGCUUCAAGAGAUUUAUAAAUUAAAAGUUAUUAUAGCGCUGCUAUAGCUAAAUUGAACCAAAUGUUAUAACACAAUAGUGAGACGGAUCCAACCUUACCUAACCUAACCAAUCAAAAAUCUAACUUAACCUAAUAAAGAUAAAAAUUAUUUUGAUCUGAACUUUUUUCGUCUUCCUCGUAUCUGACUUGCUUUUCGUUUAAGAAUUUCACUCCAAAGGACUAAAAACGAUCCCUUUGUCGGGUUUAAUGGUCAAAAAAGUCAAAUCAAUAUUUACCGAGUAUAACAAAACGUAUCGCGUUUUAUCUGAUUUUCUUUUUAGCUACUUAGGACGAGUUUAAUGGCUGCACCCGUCCGUCCCUUGUAUCAGAUUUUGCCUUUUUAUUUUGCUUAGGGGAAUUAUUUUAGUUUUUUGUUUGUAUUUACUAAUCCUAGACGGGUUUUCAUGACUCGUGAAUUUGGCGAAUUUACACGAAUAGUUAAAUAAUCGGCCACCACGAUUGAACGCUACCACGAUUAUUAUUUUAUUGAUAAUCUCUUUGACUCGUGUCACUUUUACCGAUAAUUCGCAGAAUGUGGAAAGUAAAGAAUAAUGCGUGAAUACCAAAUACCGAAUAUUCGUACCUACUCCAUUCCCACUACAAGCAAAUAUUCGUCGAAUACGCGAGUUCUGGGAACUUGGGUUUAUGUACAAAUAUAUAAAAGAAUAAUCAGCAAAAUGCUAAAGAGACUAAAAGUUAAGUUAUACAAAAAGUAUGGUGAGACUGAGACUGACUAUGUUGUAUGGUUCAUAGUUCGGUGUUGAAGAAUAGAACAAAGAAUGAAUGUAAAAGAGAUGAGAAUGUUUAGGUGGAUGAGUGGAAUGACAAGAGAAGAUAAAAUAAGGAAUGAGUACAUAAUAGCUACCUGUAGCUUAAAUGUAGCUUCGAUAGUGCCACUUUGUUUUUGGGUCUCAGUCUGUAUUGGUAUAAAAAUAAAAUAAAUUAAAAAACUUUUAUGACACUUAAUGACCUAUUACUGCUGAGCAGUAUUAACUUUUGUAUAAUUUUUGUUAUACAUCGAUUUGAUUAUUUUGUUGGCGUGUACAGAAGCCUUUGAAUCUAGGCGUGGACGUAAUAAUGUACUCUUUAAGCAAAUACAUUAACGGACAUUCGGACGCACUUAUGGGAGCACUGGUUACUAACAACAAAGAGUUGUACGACAAAUUGUACGUCUAUCAGUACAGUAAGUGACGUUUUUUUACGAUGAAAACAUAAAACAAAAGCGGAAUUUAAUAAAUUGGAUACACCAUCCGUUUUGUAAUGUUAUUAUUAAAUUUAAGUAGAAAAAAAGAGCUGAUACUACUAAUGGGUGCACCACUGUUGCAGGUGGGGAGUUGGAAUAGGAAGAGGUAGUUGGAAGAGGUAGGAUAGGUAUUAGGUACAUAAAGUUUUUUAAUUUAUAUCUGUAAGCAAAAAUAAACCAUUUCUAACGAAAAACUGACCGAAGUUCGCUUAUACAUGAUUUUAAAGGCCAUACUAUUUUUAUUGAAAUUUAAUUUUAAACUAUUAUAAAUAAAAUAAAUACUAAAUUACAAGUUACUUUUUUUUACCACUAAUUACAACUUAUUAUAAACCUCAUGUUAAAUUUUCAUUUAUUUCUGUUCGGCCCAACAAUUUUUUCCAUGUAGUAACUACUAAAUAAAAAUUACAUAAAAAAACUCCCAAUUAUAAUAUGCCUAUAUGCCUAUGAAUAGUUUAGAAAUAUUUUUAGAAUAUUUUCAAAAUCUUACCUCGUCUAGAAAAGGCCAAUACAAGUUUUCUGUUAAAAUGUCAAGUUACUACGAAUAUUUUAAACUAAAUUACAAUAAAAAAACAAAAUUUAAAAUAAUGAAACCAUAAUUUCCGUAAACCUUCCUCUUUUUGUCGAUUUUUAUAAAUUUUCAUGGAAGCUACAUAAAAAAUCAAGACUAAUUACUUAUUCACCAAUUAGGUAUCAGAUGCAACAAAACAGGUAUCUUGACAUUUUUUUAUUGAAGUAAGGUUCCUGGUAGAAAACAAUGCGUACAAAUUAUAAAUAAUAUCGGUAACGUGUCAAUGCUCCGUAAAUAUUUGUCCGUUUACCUAAACUCCGGUUCACGAGAGAAGUAAACCGUGUUCCGACUAAAACGCGUCCAAUUACGCGCAUGUAUAUACAUCGCAGCAUAUAAUUGAAUGGAACAAAGUGGGGGAAACAGUACAAAAGUCAUCAGUCUAUAUGCGCGAAACGGUUUACUUUUCUCAUGGACCGGAGUAUACCUAAAUAUUUUUUUCAAUAUUUCCCAACUAUUGAUAACCCUUUUGAAAAUCAAAAAAUGACCUGUUUAGUGUACUAAGUAUAUACAAAAUAAAGCAAAAAAGGUUUCUCGAUUGGAGGAAGCUUUCUGGUAGAAAAGUUUACACACCAAAUAAAAAACACAUAAUAAAACCAAUAGAUUAUUCGCUUCACUCAGAAUCUAAGACCGAAAAAUGAUGUAUAUCAGUAAAACAUAAUUCCUAAAACCUAACUACCUCUCAUGUACCUGUAUAGUCUCAAUCAAUCUUCUCUUGUAGUACUUAUUUACUAUAUUGUCAUAAAUUUACGUUCUAAUUGUUUUUAGCGUGCGGUAACGUACCGUCGUCGUUUGACUGUUAUAUGGUCAACCGCGGUUUGAAAACGCUGCACGUUCGUAUGGAACACCAUAUGAAAAACGCAUUUGUUGUGGCCCAAUUUUUGCGAUCGCAUCCUAAAGUGCUCAAAGUCAACUACGUGGGGUUUCCGGACCAUCCCCAACGGGACGUAAUUAACAAACAGUUUACCGGUUACACAGGACUUUUGUCGUUUUACAUCAACGGUGGGCUGAAAGAGAGCGUAAAAUUAUUGGAGUCUUUGAAACUGUUCUACAUUACGGUCAGUUUCGGGUGCUACGAGAGUCUGGCCGCUCUGCCGUGAGUCAUCAGUCAUUUAUAUAUUUAAUAAUAUUUAAUAUUUAUAUAACGUUGAUAGGCCAAUAAACAAAUAACUAUAAUGGAAGUCAAUUUCUCUCCGAGUAGAUGGUAUAUGAUUUUUAGCGUUUCUUUUCCUUAAUCGGAAAUAAUUACGGGAACGGUUUUCGAAAUCUCUCAUGUAUUUUUUUUCGUUGUUGUUUCACAGUACUAAAAUGACACAUGCUUCGCUAACUGACGAACAGAAAUAUUCUAUUGGUAUCUAUGAAAAUCUAGUGAGAUUGUCAAUCGGUUUAGAAUACGUCCAGGACCUGAUUGAUGAUUUGAACCAGGCACUCGAAGCGAGUGGCGCCAAAGACAAAACGAAUACAACUGGAUCCAUAAAUGUUUAUUAAUAAUAACUAUUAUAAGAAUAAGAAUAUUAUAACCAAUUAGAGAUUAUAAUUAGAAAAAAUGUAUAUGUAUAACAUUAAUUAUUAGUUAAUAAUAAGAGUAUCAAGUUAUUUUAUUUUUGAACCGAAGCCUUUAAUGCUUGGUCGAGAUCGGCGAUCAAAUCUUCUUCGGAUUCUAUUCCCACGGACAGACGAAUUAAAUUAUCACUAAUCCUCAGAGCCUUUCGUUCUUCAGGGGGAACCGAAGCGUGAGUCAUUAACGCUCUGAAAAAUAAAACACAAAAUAGUUAAAACAAAACCGUUUUUGAUUAAAAUUGAUAAGUAAAUAGGCUUCGAAAUUGUUUUAAAGUUUUAACUAGUAUUUUAUAUUUUUGACACCCUUGCAGUAUAACGGAGAAAAUGUUUAAUACUGCUGGUGUGAAAUAGUCAUUUAGAUAUUGAGCAUAACCUUUCCCAGGAUAACUCAAAUUUCUAUCGCAUCCUCGAUACCAGUGCCGUUGUCAGGGGGAGGUACUGGGGAUAUGUGUGCCUCCUCGGAAAUCGUUUUUUUUCGUAAUGCUAUAGUGCAAUUUACAUAAAAUCAUUAUAUGUAUUAAAAAAAAAUUAUUAGUAUUAUAAGUAGGUAUUAUAAAAUAUAUUGUUUUAGAUUAUUGUGCAUAAUAAAUAUUAUAUUUUCUUACAAGGGUACAAACUUUGUUUUAAUUUUACGUUAUUAAACUAGGGAAGUAUAAAUAAUAAGUGAUAAGAUAAUUGAGGAGUCAUUAAAUAACACAUGAUAAGUGUUCUAGACUAACAAAAACUAGAUAAAAAAAUUAAGUCUCAGUAUAUUGUUCUGUUUGCUACUAAGUCCAAAAAAUUAACCGUCUAAAAUUACAGUUUAACUCAUGCAAAUUUUAUAAUUUUAUUUUACAAAUAUUUUGUAUGAAAUUUUUAAAAUUCAUGAACUACACCCUCUAAACUGAACCAACAUUAUACAUUAUUAUUAGUGAAGUAUUAUUUAAAAUAAAUUUUGGUGUUGAAAUUUUUGAUUUCCGUUCACCCAUUAACGAGAUAUUCCACUUUUUAGUUCAGGUUGGAGGAGAGUAGUGGAGUAUUAUUUGUGUGACGGUACGGCAAGCAGGGUAACAAUAACAUUUAUUUAAAAUAAUACUCCAUCUAUUUGAAGCAUUCUCAAUAUAGGUUACCUUUUGAAAUUGAAAAAUAGGCAGUCAUUUCACUUCCAAAAAAAAGGGGUACAAAAAAAAUGAUCACAUAACAUUUUAAAACUAUUUAU